Balaenoptera musculus (blue whale) is the source of this 7206-nucleotide messenger RNA. RefSeq names its product NAC alpha domain containing (gene NACAD). NCBI's taxonomy places the organism in Eukaryota, Metazoa, Chordata, Mammalia, Artiodactyla, Balaenopteridae. The transcript is spliced from 10 exons. Gene Ontology annotation, biological process: protein targeting to membrane. The record is from RefSeq and is a predicted model, not a curated record. Bases 76 to 7137 code for a protein of 2353 amino acids. Gene Ontology annotation, cellular component: nascent polypeptide-associated complex; cytoplasm.
GCGGUGGCCGCGCAGGCUCCGCGGGACGGACUCACGGACAGACAGGGGACGGAGGGACGGGCGUACGGCCAGGCCAUGCCGGGGGAAGCUGCCCGCGCCGAGCUGCUGCUGCCGGAGACGGGCGGAACAGGGCCCCGCACAGAUCUGUCCUGCGAUGCGGCUGCGGCUACCACCCCGAGGGGGGACCAGCUGGAGCACUGUGUCCUGACCCCUGAGCCCAGUGCCCUGGCUCUCACGUUCCUGCCCAGCAAGCCGGGUGCCCGGCCCCCACCUGACGGAGCCAGCUGGGAUGCAGGGCCGGGACGCGCCCCCUCGGCCUGGGCAGUCCAGGCAGAGGGCGGCCCCAGCCCAGGGCCCCCCGAGGCUCGGCCUGCUGAAGGUCCUCUCCCAGCCUCCCUGGAGCCCCGGAUUGUGAUGGGCGAAGAGACGUGCCGGGCAUCCCCACUGCCCAGGGCAACCCUGCCAGAGCUCAGGGACUGGGAGGGUGGGCACGCCAGCCUGAACCCACCCCCCGAGUUGUGUUCUCAGGGUGACCCUCCUGUGCCUUUCCCUGCGCCAGACUCCGAUUCCUACUUCACCCCUCCCUCCACCCCGACCGAGACAGCCUCCACCCUGCUCCCUGGCCCCGGGCCCCACAGGGAUGCCCAGGAUGCCCAGGCUGAGCUGGGGGACUCGCCGCCAGCCUCGCCCUCAGGCUCCUACAUCACGGCGGACGGGGACAGCUGGGCCUCGUCCGCAUCCUGCUCCGUGAGCCUGCAGGCCCCGGCUGAAGAGCUGGACGUGCCCUCAGGCUGGGGCUUCUCCCCACCUGGCUCUGUGGCCGAUGAGAGGGAGCUGCCCCCUGCCGGGACCCCGGACACCUCGUCCCCAGAGUCCAGCCUCUCGGCAGACAGCAGCUCUUCCUGGGGCCAGGAGGGCCACUUCUUCGAGCUGGACUUCCUGGCCAAUGACCCGAUGAUCCCUGCGUCCCUCCUGCCCUUCCAGGGCAGCCUCAUCUUCCAGGUGGAGGCUGUAGAGGUGACGCCGCUGCCCCCCGAGGAAGAGGCGGAGGGGCAGGAAGAGGAGCAGGAGGAGGAGGACGAGCAGGAGGCCCCCCUGCCCCGAGGGGACCUGGCCGGGGAGGGCGAGGACGACAGCACGUUCGCGUCCUCCCUGCAGUCGCUGUCCGACCUGUCCAUCACUGAGGGCGUGGACGAGGCCUUCGCCUUCCGAGAUGACACCUCGGACGCCUCCUCUGACCCCGACUCGGCCUCCUACGCGGGGGGUGAUGAUGAGAGACUGUACAGCGGGGAGCCCCACGCACAGCCCGCCACCCUGCUCCAGGACAGCCCUGGUGAGGCCGCCUCCUGGGGCCCAGAGCCCACUCUUGGGGUGUCCGAGGGAGAGGUUGGCCGGGCUGCCAAGAGCCAGGAACCCAUCUCCGAUAUAACCGAGGUGGGCCCCGCUCCAGGCCAGGUGUCCGCUGCUGCUAUGGCCCCUCAGGCCCCACAGAAUGCCCCAGGCCUCACUGGGGUGACCCCUCAGGCCUGGGCAGCAGAGGCAGGCUCCACCAUGGCACCACCUGUUGCCACAAUCACACCUCAGUCCCUGCAGGAGGGACGCGGCGCUGCCUUAGGCUUAGAGCCCCAGACUUCGAAGGCAGAGGCGGGCCUCGACUCUCUGCAGAACCUGAAGGAAGAAACAGGCCAGGGGUUUGCCGCUGCAGGCAGCCCUGAGCCCCAGCCGGAAGAAGUGGACCUGACGGCAUCCUUGCCCCUGCAGGAUGCAGACCUCUCCUAUGGCCAGGGAUCUGCCCCCCAGGCCAGCCCUGAGCCCCAGCCGGAAGAAGUGGACCUGACGGCAUCCUUGCCCCUGCAGGAUGCAGACCUCCCCACUGGCCAGGGAUUUGAGCCCCAGGCCAGCCCUGAGCCUCAGCCGGAAGAAGUGGACCUGACGGCAUCCUUGCCCCUGCAGAAUGCAGACCUCCCCUAUGGCCAGGGAUCUGCCCCCCAGGCCAGCCCUGAGCCCCAGCCAGAAGAAGUGGACCUGACGGCAUCCUUGUCCCUGCAGAAUGCAGACCUCCCCUAUGGCCAGGGAUCUGCCCCCCAGGCCAGCCCUGAGCCCCAGCCAGAAGAAGUGGACCUGACGGCAUCCUUGUCCCUGCAGAAUAAUGCAGACCUCCCCUAUGGCCAGGGAUCUGCCCCCCAGGCCAGCCCUGAGCCCCAGCCAGAAGAAGUGGACCUGACGGCAUCCUUGUCCCUGCAGGACGCAGACCUCCCCUAUGGCCAGGGAUCUGCCCCCCAGGCCAGCCCUGAGCCCCAGCCGGAAGAAGUGGACCUGACGGCAUCCUUGCCCCUGCAGGAUGCAGACCUCCCCACUGGCCAGGGAUUUGAGCCCCAGGCCAGCCCUGAGCCCCAGCCAGAAGAAGUGGACCUGACGGCAUCCUUGCCCCUGCAGGAUGCAGACCUCCCCUAUGGCCAGGGAUCUGAGCCCCAGGCCAGCCCUGAGCCCCAGCCAGAAGAAGUGGACCUGACGGCAUCCUUGCCCCUGCAGGAUGCAGACCUCUCCUAUGGCCAGGGAUCUGAGCCCCAGGCCAGCCCUGAGCCCCAGCCAGAAGAAGUGGACCUGACGGCAUCCUUGCCCCUGCAGGAUGCAGACCUCCCCUAUGGCCAGGGAUCUGAGCCCCAGGCCAGCCCUGAGCCCCAGCCAGAAGAAGUGGACCUGACGGCAUCCUUGCCCCUGCAGGAUGCAGACCUCUCCUAUGGCCAGGGAUCUGUCCCCCAGGCCAGCCCUGAGCCCCAGCCAGAAGAAGUGGACCUGACGGCAUCCUUGCCCCUGCAGGAUGCAGACCUCCCCUAUGGCCAGGGAUCUGUCCCCCAGGCCAGCCCUGAGCCCCAGCCAGAAGAAGUGGACCUGACGGCAUCCUUGCCCCUGCAGGAUGCAGACCUCCCCUAUGGCCAGGGAUCUGCCCCCCAGGCCAGCCCUGAGCCCCAGCCAGAAGAAGUGGACCUGACGGCAUCCUUGUCCCUGCAGAAUGCAGACCUCCCCUAUGGCCAGGGAUCUGCCCCCCAGGCCAGCCCUGAGCCCCAGCCAGAAGAAGUGGACCUGACGGCAUCCUUGUCCCUGCAGGACGCAGACCUCCCCUAUGGCCAGGGAUCUGCCCCCCAGGCCAGCCCUGAGCCCCAGCCGGAAGAAGUGGACCUGACGGCAUCCUUGCCCCUGCAGGAUGCAGACCUCCCCACUGGCCAGGGAUUUGAGCCCCAGGCCAGCCCUGAGCCCCAGCCAGAAGAAGUGGACCUGACGGCAUCCUUGCCCCUGCAGGAUGCAGACCUCCCCUAUGGCCAGGGAUCUGAGCCCCAGGCCAGCCCUGAGCCCCAGCCAGAAGAAGUGGACCUGACGGCAUCCUUGCCCCUGCAGGAUGCAGACCUCUCCUAUGGCCAGGGAUCUGAGCCCCAGGCCAGCCCUGAGCCCCAGCCAGAAGAAGUGGACCUGAUGGCAUCCUUGCCCCUGCAGGAUGCAGACCUCCCCUAUGGCCAGGGAUCUGAGCCCCAGGCCAGCCCUGAGCCCCAGCCAGAAGAAGUGGACCUGACGGCAUCCUUGCCCCUGCAGGAUGCAGACCUCUCCUAUGGCCAGGGAUCUGUCCCCCAGGCCAGCCCUGAGCCCCAGCCAGAAGAAGUGGACCUGACGGCAUCCUUGCCCCUGCAGGAUGCAGACCUCCCCUAUGGCCAGGGAUCUGUCCCCCAGGCCAGCCCUGAGCCCCAGCCAGAAGAAGUGGACCUGACGGCAUCCUUGCCCCUGCAGGAUGCAGACCUCCCCUAUGGCCAGGGAUCUGCCCCCCAGGCCAGCCCUGAGCCUCAGCCGGAAGAAGUGGACCUGACGGCAUCCUUGCCCCUGCAGGAUGCAGACCUCCCCUAUGGCCAGGGAUCUGCCCCCCAGGCCAGCCCUGAGCCCCAGCCGGAAGAACUGGACCUGAUGGCAUCCUUGCCCCUGCAGAAUGCAGACCUCCCCUAUGGCCAGGGAUCUGUCCCCCAGGCCAGCCCUGAGCCCCAGCCAGAAGAAGUGGACCUGACGGCAUCCUUGCCCCUGCAGGAUGCAGACCUCCCCUAUGGCCAGGGAUCUGCCCCCCAGGCCAGCCCUGAGCCCCAGCCGGAAGAAGUGGACCUGACGGCAUCCUUGUCCCUGCAGGAUGCAGGCCUCCCCUAUGGCCAGGGAUCUGCCCCCCAGGCCAGCCCUGAGCCCCAGCCGGAAGUGGACCUGAUGGCAUCCUUGCCCCUGCAGGAUGCAGGCCUCUCCUCUGGCCAAGGAUCUGCCUCCAAGACCAGCCCUGAGCCCCAGCCGGAAGAACUGGACCUGAUGGCAUCCUUGCCCCUGCAGGAUGCAGGCCUCUCUUUGGUCCAGGGAUCUGCCUCCGAGACCAGCCCCGAGCCCCAGUCAGAAGAAGUGGACCUGACGGCAUCCUUGCCGCUGCAGGAUGCAGGCCUCUCUUUGGUCCAGGGAUCUUCUUCCGAGGCCAGCCCUGAGCCCCAGCCAGAAGAAGUGGACCUGACGGCAUCCCCGCCCCUGCAGGAUGCAGGCCUCUCUUUGGUCCAGGGAUCUUCUUCCGAGGCCAGCCCUGAGCCCCAGUUGGAAGAAGUGGACCUGACAGCAUUCCAGCCCCUGCAGGAUGCAGACCUCCCUUUGGUCCAGAGAUCUUCCUCCAAGGCCAGCCCCGAGCCUCAGUCGGAAGAAGUGGACCUGACCGCAUCCCCGCCCCUGCAGGAUGCAGGCCUUCCCUCAGUCCAGGGAUCUGAGCCCCAGGCCAGCCCUGAACCCCAGUCAGAAGUGGACCUGACCGCAUCCCCGCCCCUGCAGGAUGCAGGCCUUCCCUCAGUCCAGGGAUCUGCCUCUGAGGCCAGCCCUGAGCCCCAGCCGGAAGAAGUGGCCCUGACAGCACCCCUGCCCCUGCAGGAUGCAGGCCUCCCCUCUUGCCAAGGAUCUGCCACCAAGGCCAGCCCUCAGGCCUUGCAGGCUGACACAGGCUACACCCUAGGGACAGAGCCCAUGGCCACCACAGCCCAACAGAAAGGAGGCAAGACUUUGGAACUGAGGCCAGCGCCUGAGAAAAGGGACCCAGACCACACUGGAGGCUCAGACUCUCUGGCCUUGGAUCAGAUCCAUCUGGGUGUCCUGGAGCCAGCUGCAGAUGCUCGGAUACCCUUGGACGGAGAUGCAGGCCCUUCCAAGCCUGCCACGGAGGCCCCAGACACACCUGAGCCUGCCACGGAGGCCCCAGACACACCUGAGCCUGCCACGGAGGCCCCAGACGCACCUGAGCCUGCCACGGACGCCCUAGACGCACCUGAGCCUGCCACGGAGGCCCCAGACGCACCUGAGCCUGCCACGGAGGCCCCAGACGCACCUGAGCCUGCCACGGAGGCCCCAGACGCACCUGAGCCUGCCACGGACGCCCCAGACGCACCUGAGCCUGCCACGGAGGCCCCAGACGCACCUGAGCCUGCCACGGACGCCCCAGACGCACCUGAGCCUGCCACGGACGCCCCAGACGCACCUGAGCCUGCCACGGAGGCCCCAGACGCACCUGAGCCUGCCACGGAGGCCCCAGGUCCCCCAGAGCCUGACUCCAGUGGGGAGGAAGUAGCCAAGGGCCUUCUGGCACCUGAGCGGAGAGCCUGUCCUGAUGCCCGUGUGCAUGGGGGUGACAGAGCUGAGCCCAGCUCGCCCCUAAAGGAGGCCCUGGGAGCUGAGAACCAGGGGCGUGGAGUUCUAAAGGCAGUCGUCGGCAGCCCAGAGGCAUGUCCUGCUGCCAGCCUGGAGGUUGGCCAGGUGGGGCCCCCAAGCCCAGUGGAGGAGGGAAGGGCCACCCUGGGGCCCAGGCUUCCCGUGGCUGUGGCCUCAGAGGCUGGGCUGGGCUCCUGCCCGGAGUCUCCAUCAAGGGCUGUACCCAGGCGGGGAGGGAGCUGCCCCAAAGAUCCUGCCCCGGCAUUUCCGCUGCCCUCAAGGCAACCAGAGCCCGUGCGGGGCCCGCACAGCAGAGAGCAGGCCCCGGCAGCACUGGGAGUCCUCGGCGCCUCCCCGCCGCAGCCGCCACAAAGCCCCACGGGGGGCCUGCCCAGUGCACCCCAAGACGGCAUCCAGGGCGCUGAGUCCCCUGCUCCUGGUGCCCUCAUGCAGACAGUCCCGCCCCCCGCGGCACCCCCUGCCCCCUGCCCUUGCCAGGUCCCCGGGGAAGACUUGGGGGAGGGCGAGGAGCCCCUGGGCUCCCUGGGACUCCCACCACCACGGGCAAGAGCCCAGCGGGCGGUGGCUGCCUUCUCAGGGACCAAGAACCCCCCCGGGGCCGGGCAGGUCAGCCUCCCGCCCCAUUCACCCCUCCUCAGCCCCAAGGCGGCCCCCAAGGGGGCUACCCAUGCCAAAGACCUGGCCUCGAGGAUCUCGCCCCCCUGCCAAGUGCCUCGUGGCUCCGGGCUCCGGAGCCCAGCCGGACCUCGAGGGCUCCCAGCCGCCGAGCAGGAUGACCAGGACAGUUUGGAAGAAGACUCACCCCAGGCUCCGGGCUCCGGCCAGCACUCGGACAGCCACGGGGAGUCGUCGGCCGAGCUGGAGGAGCAAGACCCCUCGGGACCGCAGACCACGCCGUGCCCAGCCCAGGCCCCGGCAGGCGGCGGGAGCGAGGAGACCGUCACCAAAGUCAAGCAGAGCCGCAGUGAGAAGAAGGCCCGAAAGGCGAUGUCCAAGCUGGGCUUACGACAGAUCCAGGGCGUCACCAGGAUCACCAUCCAGAAGUCCAGGAACAUCCUCUUCGUCAUCGCCAAGCCUGACGUCUUUAAGAGUCCGGCCUCGGACACCUAUGUGGUCUUCGGCGAGGCCAAGAUCGAGGACCUGUCCCAGCAGGUGCACAGAGCUGCGGCUGAGAAGUUCAAGGUGCCCUCGGAGCCCUCCGCCCUGGUCCCCGAGUCAGCGCCUGGGCCGAGGGUGAGGCCAGAGUGCAAGGAGGAGGAAGAGGAGGAGGAGGACGAGGAGGUGGACGAGACAGGGCUGGAGCUUCGGGACAUUGAGCUGGUGAUGGCGCAGGCCAACGUGUCAAGGGCCAAGGCCGUGCGGGCCCUGAGGGACAACCAGAGCGAUAUCGUCAACGCCAUCAUGGAGCUGACAAUGUAGCUGCUGACCAGAGACCUGGCUCCACCCCUGCCCCCCAGCUCUGCUGCUCAAUAAACUGGUGUCCCCUCA